This is a messenger RNA of Mangifera indica (mango), 2838 nucleotides long. RefSeq lists its product as uncharacterized. Gene Ontology annotation, cellular component: endoplasmic reticulum. NCBI's taxonomy places the organism in Eukaryota, Viridiplantae, Streptophyta, Magnoliopsida, Sapindales, Anacardiaceae. Gene Ontology annotation, biological process: GPI anchor biosynthetic process. The record is from RefSeq and is a predicted model, not a curated record. Gene Ontology annotation, molecular function: catalytic activity.
AGGGCACUGGCCUUUCUGCUAAAGAAGGUGAAGUAUGUGAUUCUUUUGUCUAAAUCCCCAAUAUGGCAGUGCCACUGCCUCGUUGAAUGUUACCAUUGCAGCUUAUCUUAUUUUGCAUCAUUUUGGAGUUUGGGCAGGCUUUUCAGAGAGAACUCUAGAUGGGAACAAAUUUGUCGUAGCUGAAAAAUCUGUGAAACAGAUAAAACAAAACUACUGCUCAGAAACCAUAGAUUAUAUAAUUUUGGAGCGAAAAUCUCAAAGGGAAAAUGCUUCUAACGGGUUCUUUGAUGAGAGUGGAAUCAGUGCGUCAUCUUCUAAUCUUCUGGAUGCAGUGUUUGGUCAUGUACAAAAUGUUGGUCAUUAACAUUGGACAACAUCACAAGGCAACUGUCUAUAUUUUCAUCCCCAUGCAGUAGCUUGAAUGACUAAGUGUGAAAUAUCUAAAGCAGAGGUUUUGGAUUUGAGACUUCUCGUCGUCAUAUUAAGAUCGGACUAUUGAAUUACUUAAUGUAGUAUUUGUGGGACUUGUUAUUGGACCCAGAAAAUGACAGUCCAACUUGAAUAGAGUUCUUUGUUAUCAUAAAAAAAAAAAGUUGUCUAUAUUUUCUCAACUGUACCAGAGAGGGCAGCUAGCAGCUUUGAUAAUAUCAGUGAGAAAGUGCUGCAAUUUUGGCCCACUGAGAGGUCCCUAAAACCACCAUGAUCAAAUGGGGAUAUUCAAUGAAGUUACAUUGAAUUUGCUUGGAUUAACAUUCUAUGGAAGUUGGGCUUUCGUUUUGCACAGGAGAGCCUAUUCCAUUGAAGGAAACUGUUUCUUUAUUUAUUCUAGUGCUUAUCCGAUGAACCAAUGACAGAGGAAAGAAUCCAGGACCAUGAAUGACUGUUGCACCUCCAAUUGACAGUCAAUAAAGUAUUUUAAGCUAUUAUGAAACCUACCAUGGAAAAACUAUCUCUACGAUAACCUUGUCAACCAUAGUCUUUUAAGUAAUUAUACUAUUGUAGAGAAAAAGAAGUCAUGUUUCUCGUUUUAUAGUGUAAUGGUAGGUUCCGAUUAGAUAUGGGGCAACAAUCUUGGUUUUAUUGGUAGUAGUUGGUGCAUUUUUUGGCUUGUUAGAAAAGAAGCUCAACAAUAUUGCCACUUUGUCAAACUCUCCAUUUCGGAGCAGUUGGGAUGGAGCAUUUUUUGUCUCGUCUACUUCUACUUUUCUCUCUUUAUUUUGUCUUUCUGGGCUAGCCUGUCCUCAACUUUGAUCUGAACUUCAAGUGGUUUGCUCUAAAAGUUUCCAUGUCUUCAAAGAAGAUUCAUGAGAUCUAUUAUAAUAGUCGAACGUCUUACAUUAUAGGUACCUUCAGAAGGAAACUUUGCAGCAUCUGUUCAAAGUUAAGGUCUCUGAUAUGGAGGCGGCCAAGGACCAAAGUUAUCAUCAGGAGGUUUGGAAAGACUAACUUUAAAGGUCAGACUAAAAGAGACGCAAGUGGCAAGAAGUCCUCUGCUCGUUUGAAUGGCCAUCUGGGCUAUUCUAACUCUAUACCGAUACGCCUUGCCACAUUUAAUGUCGCCAUGUUCUCACUUGCACCUGCCAUUUCAAAGGCUGAGGAAUUAGCUAUGGCGGGCAACGAAGAAGAGAAUUAUGUGGAAUUAAAGAGUGAUCAAGUGGAGACCAUCAAGAAUUUCAACAAGUCUACAAAUUAUCAUCCCAAGAGUAUACUGAAGCAAUCUCCUUUGCAUACUUCUGUAACAAGUCCUGAUAAUCUUUCCAAGCAAAAGAAGCACUCCAGAUCGAAGUUGAAGGUCUCGAUUAACCUCCCAGAUAAUGAGAUCUCCUUAGCCAACAGUAAUGCUUUGAUGAGGUCCCCUGUGUGCCUUCCCAGUAGUAUGAUUACGUGGAGUGAUGAUUGCUCGAAAAGCGGUAGGAGCAUUGCAGAAGUACUUAGAGAGGUGGAUGCUGAUAUAUUGGCCUUGCAAGAUGUCAAGGCAGAAGAAGGGAAUGCCAUGAAGCCUUUAUCCGAUUUGGCUGCUGCCUUGGGGAUGAAGUAUGUGUUUGCAGAGAGCUGGGCACCAGAGUAUGGCAAUGCCAUUUUAUCAAAAUGGCCGAUCAAGACGUGGAAAGUUCAGAAGAUUGCUGAUGAUAAAGAUUUCAGGAAUGUGCUAAAGGCCACAGUUGACGUGCCAUGGGCAGGAGAAAUAAACUUCAACUGCACUCAACUUGACCAUCUGAAUGAAUAUUGGAGAAUGAAGCAAAUUAGUGCAAUAAUCCAAUCAAGUGACUCUCCCCACAUCUUAGCAGGAGGUCUCAAUUCUCUAGAUGGAUCAGAUUACUCAUUAGAAAGAUGGAUGGACAUUGUCAAGUAUUACGAGGACAUUGGAAAACCUACCCCAAAGAUUGAUGUGAUGAAGCUUCUCAAAGGAAUAGAGUAUGUAGAUGCAAUGGACUUCGCAGGCGAAUGCGAGCCAGUAGUCAUCAUAGCCAAAGGCCAAAAUGUGCAAGGAACAUGCAAAUAUGGGACUCGGGUAGAUUACAUCUUGGCGUCACCAGAUUCGCCUUACAAGUUUGUUCCAGGGUCAUAUUCUGUCAUCUCAUCCAAAGGCACCUCUGAUCAUCACAUAGUUAAAGUUGACAUCACAAAAGCAAGAUAGACUGCUGGACAAAUGUGAUUGAACAGCAAGGGGGAAAAAAAACAACACUCUUUUUAGGCAAAUUCUUUGAUAAAUUUGUUUACCCAGUUGAUGGAUGGAAGUAAAUUUGUAUGCAAUUUUUGAAAUGUAAAAUAUAAUUUUGAGAGACAUUUGAUUUGUGUUAAAUUAAUAAAAGUUUAUCUGUUGAUGUCUUUAUUAAA